Molecule: messenger RNA, 1459 nt
Organism: Lachancea sp. 'fantastica'
Lineage: Eukaryota; Fungi; Ascomycota; Saccharomycetes; Saccharomycetales; Saccharomycetaceae
Source: the annotation of a GenBank genome assembly
AUGGAUACCAAAAACACAUACGAGCUCUCCGUUCAAGAUUGUCAGGAAAUAUCGUCAGAAUUGGGGGAGCAGGCGACAAUUGAGGAUUACUUCAUCGACCCCGAGGAAGAAAAUGCACUUGUCAGAAAAUUGGAUAGGCGGCUACUGCCAAUGCUUGCGCUCAUGUACUUUUUAUCUGCUUUGGAUCGCUCCAACAUCGGCAAUGCGUACACCUCUGGUAUGAAAGAAGAUUUAUCGCUAACAGCACACGAAUAUUCCAAUGCAGUAUCAGUAUUCUACUCAACGUAUUUGGCUGCAGAACUGCCUGCCGUCUUGUUGUUGAAGCUUGCUAAACCUCGUUACUACAUGUCCGGGCUGGUCCUCGCAUGGUCUCUGAUAACCUUGUUUAGCGGUUUUGUACAAAGCUACAAAUCUCUAUUGGCCACAAGAGUGCUAUUGGGGGCUUUUGAAGGCGGAUUUUUCCCGGCAAUGACUCUGAUGAUCACCAUGACGUACAAGCCCGAAGAGCAAGCUAAGAGAAUAGCGUUUUUCUUUGGCUCAUCUGCCUUGUCGGGAGCUUUUGGAGGUCUCAUCGCCACUGGUUUGGCGUCUGUCAAAAAUGCUGGCGGAUUGGAGGGGUGGAGGUGGCUUUAUAUUAUCGAAGGCCUUAUCUCCGUGUGUGCUUCGGCAUGGCUAUUCCUUGGUCUUCCCAAUAACCUAGAAUACUUGACCUUUCUCAAUGAUAAAGAGCAAGCGAUUAUGGGGCUCAGGUCUAAGCAGCGUAUCCAAUACAUGGGCGCAAAUCCGGCUUUUAGCUGGAAUGAAGUCUUUCUAGCUCUCAAAGAUCUCAAGACUUAUUUUGCAUUUACGAUUCAAUUUUGUCAAGAUAUCAUCCUGUAUGGCUUUAGCACUUUCUUGACUGCUAUUCUCAAGCUGGGUUUGGGAUUUGACUCCAGAAAAGCUCAGUAUAUGAGUGUGCCGGUCUACAUCCUGGCCGCAAUUGUGUUUAUGAUUUCGGCAUAUUUGAGCGAUCGGUUCAAGAUAAGAGGCCCGAUAUUUUUCGCCUACAACUUGUUAGGAGCCGUUGGCUAUAUUAUCCUUCUUUCUGUCAAGAGCGACGCAGUGAAGUACUUUGCUUGUUACUUGAUAACGUUCUCUCUUUACACGGGGACUGGACUCAACAUCACUUGGCUUACCAACAACGUUGCACCACAUUACAAGAGAGCGACAGCUUUGGAAUCAGACCUUUGGAAACCUAUCUGGUGCUAUUGUGGGUCAGGUUUACACUAAAUCCCCCUAUGUUUUCGGAAACUCGUUUUCGCUCGGAUGCAUUGUACUGUCAAACAUUUUGACGGCUGUUCAAAUAGUCUGGUUGAUGAAGCUGAACCGGACCAAGGCUGCUAUCAGGGCAGGUACCAAAAAAGAUACAAAGAAGGAGAGAAUUGGGGACGAAGCUUUGGAUUUUAAAUAUUGCUUGUGA